UCUUUAUAAAACCUUUACAACUCAAGCUGUUUGGUAAUUGCAACAGCAAUGACAAAGAAUAGUGUGGAGAGGAUUAUUAGUAGGAGUAGAUAUGUAAUAUACAGUAUAAAUAACAGUUACAUAAAUUGUAGUGUAUGGGGUUAUUUGAAGGACACAUGUUCAAAUCAUGUUUCUUAAAAAGUGCAUUUUUACAUCAUUUUUGACAUUUUUAUCCCUUGCAUCUUGAUUCUGGUCGUAGUGACAUUGUUGUUGCUUUCCAGUCUGUUUAAUUACUUCUCAGAAUAGGACUGUUGCCUGAGUUAUAACAGGAAAACCACUUCCAAUGGCUGAGCUUUCCACAAACAAACCACACCACCAUACCUAUGUCACAUGACCACAGUCCACAGGCUUAUAUAAAGCCCCGAUCCUCACAACGAGCAGCUAGUAACAGGAGACAAUUCUUUAUCUGCCAGAUUGUAUUUCAUCAAAGAAUAAGACCUGAGAUGAUUGAUGUUUCGAUGCAUGCUUCUUCUGACCAAGACCUGGGCUCAGGAGGCAGAAGCCGGCAAAGGUCUCACUCUUAUUAUAGUUCAGAGGACAGUAAGAAGUACGGUGGGCAGACACAGACAGAGGACACCUUUCUCAGACCACGCUCCAGGUCCUUUUACAGUUAUGAGACGUCAGAGCAUCACACCGAUUAUGACACAGGAAGCUUCACAGGGUCCAGUUCACCACAGCAGAGGGCAAGCUCCAUACUCCAGUAUCAAGUGAACAAAAAGGAAAAGAGAGAAGAGAAUGGGGCCAGUGUUCGAGUCACCUCUAAGAAGUCCAAGUUCAAACCAAACAAGCGCUCACCAACAAGAGAACUGAAUGGCAGUAAAGGCAAUCUCAAGUCAGUGUCCAUGAUGACCAUAUCUGAGUCGGACAACUGGGAAAUCUGCUCCAGCUCGGGGAUGAAGUAUGGACAGUUUGUGGACUGGGAGAAGAUUGACCCUGAAGCGGCAAUAAAAUACCAGCAGAUCCUGCAGAGUGAUCACCAGCAGCUGAAAACUAUGGGCCGAGAGGGAUUCUGGGCCAUGCCACAUACACUGAGGGCCAAAGCUUACUAUCACAUCAUCCACAGCAUCAAUACCAGGUCUGUCACUCCAGACAGAGAUACACACAGUGAACUGGUCAAGACGCUCUUCGGAGAACACAAAAUCAGCUCCCACCCUGUCCCGGAGUACAUGGAGGCAGUAGAAAUACCCAGAUACUGUCUCAACAAAGCAGGCCUGAACUCUGUUAAAAGGAUCCUCCUCUGCCUCGGCAAAAGCUUCCCUGACAUGAACUUCUGCCCCAUCCUGCCUGAAUUGGUCUCCCUCCUCCUCCACUUCAGUGAGGAUGAAGCUGAGUGUUUCCACAGCGUGUCCAGACUCAUCUGCUACAAUGAUCCCAACAAGCGUUACAUCGACCAGACCUUCCUCACCUACCGCGCUUCCUGCAUGACCUUCGGCGACCUCGCCAACAGGUGCUGCAGAGGCAUCCGAAAGCUGAUCGCCAGCUCGCACCAGAACCUCUUUGAGUUUUACUCUGACUGGAUCAUGUGGAUAUUCGCUGACCUUCCCUUCACAUAUGCCAUCAGGGUGCUGGAUGUUUACAUACUAGAGGGCUACAAGGUCCUUUACAGGGUGGCAUUGACUUUGCUCAACCUCUACAAAGUAUCCGUGUCGUCUCGAGUUGCAGACGUGGAGGACUUCCGAACAGAUAUGAAAAGGUUUGUGCAGAGUGUAGCUCGCCACUGCACGGUUGAUAAGCUUCUGGAGAGGGCCUUCAUGAUUCCGAUGGCCACGCGGAGAGAACUCAACCUCCUGUUCAAUGCUAAUAAGGACGCCCUCAUGCAAAAAGGUGUCAGCACGCACCAGAAGAGGCAGUCAGUUGAGACGGUGGACUUUAAUAACUUCACCUCCAGUGUUGUGACAGGGACUGAGAUGAGAGUGGUCUGGGCCUGGAUACCUGAGCGCUUUGCCCUUUUCAGCCCCAUUAGGCUGUUUAAUACAGCUGAACACGGGAGGAGCCUUGCUUCAUUCUAUUCACAUGUGGAAGGACACGAACCAGUUGUCUUGAUGAUCAAAACCAUGGGUGAAGAGGUCUUUGGAGCCUUCCUGUCAACAGAUGUGAUAGAAAGAAGAAAACAUGACUCUGAUGGACUUACAUAUUUUGGAACCGGGGAAUGUUUUGUUUUUACGCUUCGUCCCAACAUGGAGCACUACCAGCAGACUAUGGUCAACAUAAUGACCAGAAGAUCCUCCCCUCAGCAGCCUCGAGACAGCAGCCGUGCUUCCUCUCAGGUGUCCAACAGUGGCUGCUCCCCCACCACCACAGCCACCGCAACUCUGACCUGUCCUGCUGGAACGCCCCAGGACCCCAGCUACCUCACAAUCCCCUUCACUGCCCCAGCAGAGGAGCCCAUGACUGCCAAAGAGCCAAAGAGACCCAAGGAACAAGAAGCCUCCAUGUUCAUAGCAGGCAGUGACAGUCAGCUUGUUAUCGGUGGCAAUGGAGGUCACGCACUCUGCCUGCAGGAGGAUCUAGAAGGGGGAUACUCAGAGCCUUGUGACACAUUCAAGAGCAUCCCACUUUGCAAGGGACACUUCAAGAUCCAGGCCCUGGAAGUGUGGGGCAUCCAGAACUCAAUUUCCUUUUCUCACUGUUUUCCCUCUCAGUAGGGUAAUGG
This is a messenger RNA of Centropristis striata (black sea bass), 2692 nucleotides long. RefSeq names its product TBC1 domain family member 24-like. The record is from RefSeq and is a predicted model, not a curated record. The coding region runs from base 363 to 2684 and encodes 773 amino acids. Lineage: Eukaryota; Metazoa; Chordata; Actinopteri; Perciformes; Serranidae. The transcript has 11 exons.